GCGACAAAACGUAGUGUAAGCUCUCAUUAAACCAGCAGCUGAUGCUACACCUUUUCAGCACCGCGGACAGCUCCGUUCUGCAUACCGAGCAGAUGGCGACGGGUAUAAAAAGUCCGCAUGGAGCGAAUCUGCAGACAUUCCCACAGCAGCACACAGCAUGAGUCACAGCAUGGAGAACAGAUUCGACUUUCCGCAGAGAAAAACUCAAUCUGAGUAUUUACAAUAUAAAUCAAAAAACCUGGAAUUCGAUACCGGUGUCAUGAUUAGGGGGACAUCCGCGGGUAUGGAUUUGAGCAGCCCGUUAUCUGGAAAGUUCAACGAGAAAGAAUUGCUGCAUGGCUUGAACGACCGUCUUGCUGGAUUCAUAGAGAAGGUGCACCAGCUGGAGCACCACAAUCACCUGCUGGAGAGUGAAAUCGAGGAGAUCAAAGGGAAAGCAAAACCCGCAUCUUGUUUGGAGCAGGAGUAUGGACCAGAGCUCGGAAAAUUGAGAGAGCUGAUCCAGGACAUUACACACCAGAAGCAUCAGAUUGAAAUAGAACAUCAGAAUUUGGAGGAAGAAUUGUCCAAGUUGAGAAGAAAACAUGAAAAGGAGGCGCGCAGCAGAUCAGACGCAGAGAGCAAUAUUAUGGUCCUGAAGAAGGACAUCAGUGACGCGUAUCAGGCCAAACUACAGCUUGACAAGAAAGCGCAGUCUCUCGUGGAUGAAAUCUACUUUCUGAAGACAAACCAUGAGGCCGAGGUGAAAGUGAUGUUUGACCAAAUCCAAAAUGCGCAGGUGACCGUCAGGGCGCACGAAUUUGGCAGCCCUGGCGUCACUGCGGCACUUCGGGACAUCAGGGCACAACUGGAAGGUCAUGCCGUGUCCGACGUCCAGCAAGCAGGAGAAACUUUCCGAUCUCAGUUUGCAAAAUUAACCGAAGAAGCCGAGACCAAGAGAGAGGCGUUAAAAGCGACCCAGCAAGAGAUUCAGGAGUACAGGAAGCUCCUGCAGGCCAAGAACAUCGAACUGGACUGCGCUAAAGGCACCAGGGAAGCAAUGGAAAAGCAACUUCAUGACGUCCAGGAUCGCCACAAAGAAGAAAUAAUUCAAUACCAGAACACAAUCAAAGAACUUGAAAAUGAGCUCAUAAAUUGCAAAUUUGAUAUGUCUGGUUAUUUGCGGGAGUACCAGGACCUGUUAAAUGUGAAGAUGGCUUUGGAUGUGGAGAUACUGUCUUACAGGAAACUUCUCUGUGGCGAAGAGGCUCGGCUGUCCACAAUGUCGGACACCCAGAUCUCGUUGCCCUACAUCUACCACCAGUCGCCUGUGUAUACCCUCCCUUGCCUCAGUCGGCCUGGAGGCCCACAAAGGCGAGCAGAGCCCCAGUACAAGUUUGUAGAGGAGAUCAUAACGGAGACCACCAGGGAAAUUGAGAUGUCAGAAUUUGAGGAGACAGGAUCAGAGGAGACGGAAAUGGGAAAAGAUGAGCAGGAGUGUACUAAAAGAGAUAGAGGGGGUAGCGAAGAAGAGAAGGAUAAUAAUAAAGAUGGUGGAGAGGACAGAGGUGAGCAGGUGUCUGAUAGUCAGCAGAAUCACGUAGAAUCAGAGGAAAUUGUUGUGAAUGGGGAUGGGGAGAGUCCUGGUGAGGUGGAUGAUGAAGGUGACAAAAGUAAAGAGGAGUCAGAAGAAACAGGAGCAGACAAUGAGGACAAUGGUGUAGAUAAAAAUACUCAAAGCAAGGUCGAGUUAAUUGACAGCCAUAAUACAGAAGAAAAUGAGCAAUAUGAAAAAGUAGCUGAAAACACAAAAGAAGAGAAAGAAGAUGCAGCAAGAGUGCAAACAGUUCAGAAAGAUUUCCCUUCAAAACCAGAGGAUUUAAAACUAGAGGUCCCUGUGGAGGAAAAACUUCUGAAAAAAUCUGAGGAUGAUGAAAAAGACGCUGAGAAGGCUGAUCUAAAAGAUAGUCUGACCCCAGCUCAAGCGAAGAAGCAUGUUGAUAAGACUUCGAUCAAAGAGUCUAAGGAAUCAGACAAAAUUCUAAGCAGCAGUGUUCAAGUGAAAGAUAAGGCUCACACUUUGGCUUCAGAAACAGUUGAGAAAACCACAGAUUUUACAGCAGAGCCAAAGAGCACUUUGACCGCAGAGACUGAGGAUCUUUCAAAAAAUAAGGCUCAAAAAACCUCAAAUAUACUACCAAAGAGUGAGGGAAAGGAACACAGUCAUUCAGAGCCAAAGGAAAACAGUCAAUCUGAACCUCUAAAAGAUCAGGAUAAACUUGCAAAAAGCAUUCAAGAUGCCAGGGAUGAUGGCAGUAAGGGCCAAGAUAAAGAGCCAUUGCUUAAAUCUGAUGUAAAAAGUCUUCCUGAAGUGGGCGAUCAAAAGCCAGACAGUGGUGACAAAAUCCAAACAGUCCAAACUAUGUUGCCAAAGGAAAAGACAACUGUAACUGCAGAAGUCAAAGAGUUACAUCAGAGGGCGACCGAGAGCAGCCAGGUUCAGAAAUCAAAGCAGUUUGAAGGCUCAGAGAACAUAAAUGAUCCCCAAGGUGAAACUGAGAAGUCAGAGAAAUAAGAAGAAAAUAUCAAACAGAAGGAUAUUUGAAGAAGCAAGGAUCAUUUCCACCUCAUAUGACAUAUAUGACAGUUGAGGGACAUAUAUCAAAUAUCAAAUAGUGAAGCUAAACACAGCUUAACAGCUUAACCAUUGCAGCUGAGUUACAGGUUACAUCUGAUCCAAUCAAAGUCAAGUCAUCAGCAGAGCCAAGUGAAGGGAAAGCUCUUCUCUUUAGAAAGACCAUUUCAACAGAAGAGAGCAUGAUUCUUCUAACGUUUGCAACAGCUUUGCCCUUGAACUUUAAAUCUUGUCAUGUAUUCAAAUCUUUUGACUCACUACUUCAACUAUUGCAAUUACGAGAGUAAAAGAUGCAGGGUGAAUUUUGAAUUUGCAUCUAUAUUUAUUUGCUUUGGUAUGUGCUGACAAAUAAACACAAUAUCAAAUGAUUCUGUGAUUCUACAUAUUUUGUUGAUCGCACCUCACACAGUUAUAAUGCGAAUAAAACUUGCUCAUGUUUCUAGCAUGGAUAACUCAACUGAUAUCAAUAUAUAAGUCCACUUACUGCAGUUUUGUGGUUUUAACUUUCUAUCAAAGUCAAUACCAGCAUCUCUUACCCUCAUGACUCUGUAUCCAAAUAACCUCCAUUCAUCAAAUCUUGAGACUAACUGAACUGCUGAUAGUUUGUCUUCUAAAUAAAACAAAUGCUGUACAUCCAUAUCAGAUCACUGAAUCAAUUACAAUAAUAAUAAUUUAACACGAGCCAAAGGUAAUGCUAUUCCACACAAAUCACAAAAGUUUGACAACUGCAUUAAAAGUCAGUACACCAACAUUAUGCAUAAUCUCAGUGGGGGCGGUGGAAUUAUUAUACAUCUUUUUGCCAAAAAUAACUUCUAACACCUGAUCUACAUGUCAGAACAUUGCUUGAUUGGCUUCAAAGCAAGUUUCUGAGAAUUCUUGACAGUCAAAGCCCCGUGAUUCAACCCCAAUUUAAAGACCUAAACAACCUCAGAGUAUCAGUUUUGACAGAACUGGAGAGGAUACGCAAGGAAGGAUGUGAC
Thunnus maccoyii (southern bluefin tuna) is the source of this 3594-nucleotide messenger RNA. Its product is annotated as neurofilament light polypeptide. Bases 158 to 2554 code for a protein of 798 amino acids. The transcript is spliced from 3 exons. NCBI's taxonomy places the organism in Eukaryota, Metazoa, Chordata, Actinopteri, Scombriformes, Scombridae. The record is from RefSeq and is a predicted model, not a curated record. Gene Ontology annotation, biological process: neurofilament bundle assembly. Gene Ontology annotation, molecular function: structural constituent of cytoskeleton. Gene Ontology annotation, cellular component: cytoplasm; intermediate filament; axon.